Nerophis lumbriciformis (worm pipefish) is the source of this 480-nucleotide messenger RNA. NCBI's taxonomy places the organism in Eukaryota, Metazoa, Chordata, Actinopteri, Syngnathiformes, Syngnathidae. The record is from RefSeq and is a predicted model, not a curated record.
AUGUCCGUCGGGACCCAAUUGGAAAACGCCAACCCGGUUAUAUUCCAGCGGUCCGGCGAAAGGCUGCAGACGGCAUCCGACGAGGACGAAGACGUGCACGACCCUAUCGAUGACAGGGAAAUCUUUGAUCUUAUUCGAUCCAUUAAUGAUCCCGAACACCCACUUUCUCUGGAGGAACUUAACGUUGUGGAGCAAGUCCGAGUCAAAGUGAACGAUGCAGACAGUAACGUGAAUGUGGAGUUCACGCCCACCAUUCCACACUGCAGCAUGGCUACACUUAUCGGCUUGUCGAUAAAAGUCAAGCUGCUUCGCUCGCUGCCCAACCGAUUCAAGAUUGAUGUGCACAUCACGCCUGGGACACAUGCCUCCGAGGAUGCAGUGAACAAGCAGCUAGCCGACAAAGAGCGAGUGGCGGCUGCGUUGGAGAACUCGUCGCUGCUGGAGGUGGUCAACCAGUGUUUGUCCACAAGGAGUGUCUGA